Phymastichus coffea is the source of this 5188-nucleotide messenger RNA. RefSeq lists its product as uncharacterized. The transcript has 2 exons. The coding region runs from base 328 to 4389 and encodes 1353 amino acids. NCBI's taxonomy places the organism in Eukaryota, Metazoa, Arthropoda, Insecta, Hymenoptera, Eulophidae. The record is from RefSeq and is a predicted model, not a curated record.
UAGUGAUGGUCGGUGGCGUCUUCUCUGUUUUUUUUACAAGAUUUUACUAUUGGAAACAUUUUAGUAAACAAAGUAACUGAAUAUACCAACUAUACUUUUAAACAAAUCACAAGAUACUGUCCUAUGGAUAUAUCAAAAAACGAAGAACCAUUGUUGGCAUUUAUAAGAUAUAAUGAAUAUAAGAGAAUUCAUGGAACAUCCACGUGACUAGAAAUCUUACAAUUGAAUUAUUGAUGGUGUAAUCAAUAGUUCUGAAAGUAUCUUGCAAUAAAAAUGCACUAAUAACACAGCUUUCAAUUGUCAACAACUUUGAAAAUUUACAUAAACAUGGAAUCCUGGGACAAUUUAAUUUUACAAUGGAUAAAUUGCUUACUUAUCGGUACAGGAGAUUGUGUUCAAUCUAUAGAAGAAUUGCAAGAUGGAAAAAAAUAUUUAAAAUUAAUUAAUAAAGUGAAAAGUUUUAAACAGAAAAUUGAUAAUGAUGAAGUUAGUGAAAAAGAAAUUGUAAUUCAGUUUUUAGAGGAUGAAUAUCCAAAUUUUGUGCUUGGAACAAAAACUAAAACAGUAGAAAGAUUAUGUAUUGCUCUACUCAUUUUGUCAAGAUUAUCAUUAGAACCUGUAUUUCAUAAGUCGUUGUGUACAAAUCUGAACCUAGAUAUUCAAAUUAUGAUUAAAUCAAUCUUAGAAUCUGUAUAUCCUCUAGGAAAAAAGGUGACUAUAGAAGAUCUGUAUCAAACAUUUUCACUUUUAGAUAAAUCUUCAACAGAAUCUUUUUCUACAAAACCUAAAUAUUUACUGGAAAAUUUCUUGAAUUCCCCAGUUACAAGAUCAGUGCACAGUGACAGUAAAAUACAUGAGCAGACAAAACAAAUACGUCACCUUCAAGCAGAUCUUGAAACAGUACGCUAUGAAAAGUGUGAGCUUAUAGAAGAUAUUAAAAUUCAAAAAAAACAAAUUGAUGAUUUACAUAAAAAGUUGCAAGAGACAUUAUUAGAAUUGAAAAAUUUGCGUCAAGAUAGUUUAAAGAGUAACGAUUUCAAUGGUUCCUAUGAACCUACAACUCCGAAAUCCUUAGAAUUAUCAUAUGAAAAAGAACUGCAAAGCUUAGAGAAUUAUGUUGCAGAAUUACAAAGUGAUAAUUUCAAAUUACAAGAUGAGAAAACUAACUUGUUAGAUGAAUUGAAGAUCUGUCGAAACAAAUACAAUUCAAUAGAGGAAAAAAGUUCAAAACACGAGGAAAUGAUUGAGUCAUUAUUAUUUCAGAUUGAAGGGAAAGAUAAUGAAUUAGCUGAAUUAAAAGCUAAGUAUGAAGAAUUAUGUCUCUAUUUAAAAGAAAAAUCAAAACCUCUAUUCAUAAAUCAAAGUUUUGAUGUAGAUGACAAAGUAGUUCUAGAAAAUUCUAUGAAUAACAGUGAAACUUUAAGUUCUGUUAUUGAUAUUCAAUUGCAAGAUGCCAAAAGGGAAAUAAUUGAAGCACAAAAUAAGUACAAAAGAAUAAAUUCUUUGCUGACAAUAAUCAUAGAAGAAUAUAUCAAAUUAAAAAAAACUGUUCAAAUGUUAUUCAAUGAUAAUGCUAAAAUUAAAGCUGCAAAUGAGGAAAAGUAUACAAUUAUUAAUGAACAGCUGCAACAUAUUUUAAAUAAAAAGAAGCUAGAAAAAGAAUCUCAAUUACAAACUUAUAAUGAAUUAGAUUUGAGUGAAAUCAAGCAGAAUAUCACUCAAAUACUACAAGGAGACUCAGAAAAAAUGAAGUCACUGCUAUUAAAUUUUUUAAAUCAAUUUAAUAAGAGCAAAGGAGUUAAGAAAUUGAAUAAUUACAUUAAUUUUGCAAAAGGUGAUCAGAACAAUUCCAUUAUGUACUCUGAAUAUUCAAAUACUGUGAAAAGCUUGGAAAAAUAUCAAGGAGAUAAAAGUAUUAACAUUAUUGAUAAAAAUAGGAUUGUUUUCAAAUUCUAUGAUAUUCUUUGGCAAGAAACUUGGCGCAAAAAUUUAGUAAUAUUUUUUAAGACUUUACUUGAAAAUAAUAUUACCUCUGGGAAUAUUACAAAUAAUACAACAGAUCAUGAAAAAGUUAUGGUAAAAUAUCAUAUGAUAGAUACAAUGCUAGAAAAAAAUUUGAUUAAGUGCUUGCAAGAUUUAUACAAUAAAAAUGAAGCUAAUAAAGCAUCACUGAUUACUAAAGAAGAUUUGGAAACAAUCCGAUUAGAUUGGAUUUUAUUGUACAAUAAUAUAAAAGAUACUUUGAAAAUAUAUAAAGUCAUACUUCUCUUGGAAAAGAAAUGGAAUAUUGUAUCAAAAUCGCUUGGAAAUUAUGAAAACUAUAUAAGUGAUGAUGUAAGAGAACUUUUGGGAAAGAAGGAUGAAAUUGACAAUGAGUUUAAUAAGAUUUUUGUUAUGAAUUCUAAAAUCUUAUUUUUUGGUUUCAUUACUGCUACACAGCUAACAACCAAAAUAAAUAAAAGUAAGAAUGAAGAAAUAACUCUAGAGAAUAUAAACUAUUCCAUGUUAGAAAGAAAGAAUUCAGAAGACAUACUGACCCAUUCUAAAUGUAUUGAAAAAAUUGUCAAUAUCAAGAAAAGUAUAAAUGAUUUUGAAAAUAUGAUAAAGUCGAUUCAUGCAAAGCUUGCAAUAAAAAUUGAAUGGGCUGAUGUUUCAGUGCAAACGGAAUGGAUAGAAACUCAACCUACUGUUGAGACUGAAUAUGCUGAUAUUUGUAUACAAACAGAAAACCCGGAAGAAUUGCUAGAAAUAGAACCUAUAGUAAAAAAUGACUACAUAAAUGUUUCUUUGCAAACAAAUAGCUACACAAAUCCACUUGAAACAGAUAUUGAAAUCAGAACUGAAUAUGUAAAUGUCUCUUUACAAACUGAAGAUCUAAGAGAAUCUAUGAAUGUUUCUUUACAAACUGAAGAACCAACAGAAUUUUUAGAGUUAGUGCCUAUAAAAGCUAUUAAAUAUGCAAAUGUUUCUUUACAAACAGAUAAUAUUAUUGAUGAACCCAAACCUACUAUAAAAUCGAAAUGUGCUGAUAUUUCUAUGCAAACCGAAGAUAUGUUAGGCUUUAUUAAAUCUGAGCCAGUAGAAAAAAUCGAAUGCAUAGAUGUAUCCCUACAAACAGAAACUAUAAUAAAGGCUGAAAUACACCCUGCAGUAAAGACUGAGUACACUAAUACUUCUUUGCAAACGGAUAAUUUAACUGAGUUUACAAAUGUUUCUCUUCAAACUAGUAUUUUAGAACCAAUCGAAAUACAAAUUCCUGUUACAUGCACAAAUAUUUCUAUGCAAACUUAUAAUUCAGUAGAAUAUCCAGAAACAAAGUCUAUCAUCAAGACUGAAUCUAUAAAUGUCUCAGUGCAAACGGAGAAUAUGCAAAUCACUGAAGAUGCUGAUAUAAAAGACAAAAUAAGUAGAGAAAAAGAAAUUUUACGACAUCAAACUGAAGAGAGUAGAGAAAGUAUCCUCAAUAAAACUGCUAAAAACAGUAGAAGCAUAUUAGAAUCGGAAGAAGUUCAGAACUACGUGAAGGAAUUACAUGAAAAAUAUGAGAUAAAGCUUGAAAAAAUGAAAGAGAAAAUGAAAUCAGUUUUCAAUAAUCAAGUAAUUGCCUUGAAAAAAGAACAAGAGUCCGGAUUUACGAUGAAAAAAUUAAAAGCUUUAGAAGAACAAUUGGAGCAACAAUGUCACAAUCAUUCAGAAGAGUUGAAAAAGUACAAGAAACACGUUAGUGAAUUAUCGACUCAAUUAUGGGAAGUAGGCGACAAGCUGUUAAUCGAGAAACAGAGAAAGGAAGAAAUCAUUCAAAAAUACAAAGACCUGAAAACAAAGCUAGAUAUAAUGGAAGCUCACAACUCUAAAAUUUCGAAACACGAACCGAAGAUUCACGAUCAUAAAGUCUUGAAAGCUGAAGUAGAACGUCAACCUCUGCAGCAGCUCGAAAUAUCAUCAGUAAGUAAGAUGCAAAAUGUUCGAAAUUUCCAAGUAAUGGGCAACGCCUUUAGAACAGAGGAUGAGGAGGGAGAGCUUUUCGAUACGACGUACAAUCUCUCGGAACUGCAACGCUCACAAAACAUUCCACCACCUAACGAUUUGGACAGAUUGUCUAUACUGCAAUCAAGAAAUGCCAAGUGCAAGCCGCAUUUGAAGUCGUCGUAUGCCGCAGAGAUGCAGUCCUAUCCGUUGCCUGUGACAGAAGAUGAGAUAAAGACGGGGCCUCCAGAGGGAUCUGCCUCGGAAGAGGUAUUCAAUGACAGUCUGAGCCAGAGUUUACUUACUGGCAAGAAGGUCAAACGGCGAGAUCGCACCCGCAAUGGCUCUGAAACUUCGCGACGAAGCACUCGUAGAUUUAGCAAUAUUUUUCGCAAGCCACGUUUGUCAUUAGAUCAUAAGUAAUUAAUUAUGACAUAAUUCUUGCAAUAUUGGAUGAAGAUUUUCUUUUAAUUGUCACGAUGACGACGUAUCUUUUUGUAAUUAUUCAAAGGGGUUUUUGAAUUUGACUAAAAGGAUGUAUAUAUAUAUACUUUUUUAAUAAACCAUCAGAUGCUUAUCAAUAACGCUGGCGUUAAAAUUUAGUGACAAUAGAUUUUAAGCGUAUAUAAACUUGUAAUAAUGAGACUAAUUUUGUGCCUUAAAAAACGCAUUAAUUCUAAAUAAAACACCAAAAAAUAAAAAUGUUGACAAAUGUCGAAGUUAUAAUAUGCAUCCAUUUACGAUUUAUGGUUGUAAUUUUUUCUUAUUAUCGUUUGGUAUCAUUCAUUUUUAUAACGUAAUUUCACAUACGUAAUUUUCAGAACCACUAGAAUAUCAAUCAUCGACAUACAGCUGAAACUUUGUUGGAAGCUUACAAAUAAGUCUAAUUUUUUUUAGAAAUAGAUGCUUGUAUAUAUGUACAUAUCUUUUAACAAAUUUUAUGAAGAAUUUUAUAAGAAUUUUAAUGAAAACUUUUAAUAUCCAGUUACAUAGUUGAAAUUUUAGUUUAACUAGUCAUGAAAAUUGUGUAAUUUUCUAUUUUUACGUUAUCAUAUUACAAAUUGCAUAAUUUUUCGACAUUAUAAUUACAUAUUUGUAAAUAGCUAAACUUCUUUCAUUUGUACGGUUGUAUAUUUUGCAGGCGUAUUUUACAUUUUUAAGUUCAGGAUACUAUCAAUUUUUAAGUAAAUAUUUUUAUAGUGUAUGUAGGUACAUUUAGAGA